AUUCGUGAACCAAUGCCGGAAGGUGGAAGAAGUUUAUGGUGUGCUGAAAAGUAAGAAGUCUUCCGAGGCACAAGCAUCUGGUGCUAGUGGAGCAACUGGCUCUACUUCAGAAAAGGGUAAGAAGAUGGAUGACAGGAAUAUUAAAGAAAAAUUACAAGCUAGACAGUCUGAAGAAAAGUUUAAAAGAAGCGGGAGUCAACAGAGUUGGGACAAUGAAAGACCUAUUGUGCCAAAGUGUGACAAUUGUGGCAGGCAUCACAAGGGCGUUUGUUUGAUGGGCCAGAACGUAUGUUUUAAGUGUGGUAGACCUGGUCACUAUGCGAGGGAUUGUCCCCAGAUUGUGGGAUGGGUUGCUCACGUGCAAGUGGUCUAUGACCCUUCAGCAGCGGCACAUAACGGGGUGUUACAUCUACCAAAUGAAGUGGGCCAAUUGAAAAAUAUUGAUGAGCUUCAUGUCUCUGAGAAUCACUUAUCUGGUAAUAUUCCUGGAACCAUUGGAGAAUGCUCAAGCUUGGAGUACCUUUAUUUGGCCGGGAAUUCCUUCCAUGGAAUCAUACCAUCCUCUAUGGCUUCACUAAAAGGUCUUCGACAUUUAGACCUAUCACGAAAUCACUUGUCUGGAUCAAUUCCUGAUGUUUUACAGAAUAUUGCUUUCUUAGAAUACUUAAAUGUAUCAUUCAACAUGUUGGAUGGUGAGGUACCAACUAAAGGUGUCUUUAGAAAUGCAAGUGAGUUAGCAGUGACUGGAAACAACAAGCUUUGUGGAGGUGUGCUAGAGCUGCAUCUACCGCCAUGCCCUGUCAAAGGUAACCAACAUGCAAAACACCAUAAUUUCAAGUUGAUAACAGCAAUAGUUAGUGUAGUUGCUUUUCUUCUCAUAUUGUCAUUCAUCCUCACUUUCUACUGGAUGAGGAAAAGAAGCAAGAAACUAUCUUCAGAUUCACCAACAAUUGGCCAGCUGGCCAAAGUUUCAUACCAAAACCUACACAGUGGAACUGAUGGGUUUUCAACAAGAAACUUGAUAGGAUCUGGAAGUUUGGGCUUUGUGUACAAAGGAAUUAUUGAGUCAGAAGACACAAUUGUUGUCAUAAAGGUCCUAAAUCUUCAAAAGAAGGGAGUUCACAAGAGCUUCAUUGCUGAAUGCAAUGCACUCAAAAAUAUCCGGCAUCGAAAUCUAGUUAAGAUUUUAACAUGUUGUUCUAGCACAGAUUUCAAAGGUCAAGAAUUUAAAGCUCUUGUUUUUGAGUACAUGACAAAUGGAAGCUUAGAAAGUUGGUUGCAUCCUACAGCAAAUACUGCAAAUCAACCCAAAUCAUUGAACCUUGAGCAAAGGCUAAAUAUUAUUAGUGAUGUUGCUUCAGCAGUACAUUAUCUUCAUUAUGAAUGUGAGCAAGUUGUCAUUCAUUGUGAUCUGAAGCCUGGCAAUGUUCUUCUUGAUGAUUGCAUGGUAGCUCAUGUGAGUGAUUUUGGCCUAGCAAGAUUGCUCUCAAGUUUUGGAGUCUCUCUGACGCAAAGUAGCACAAUUGGAAUAAAGGGAACUGUUGGUUAUGCUCCUCCAGAGUAUGGAAUGGGUUCUGAGGUGUCAAUUGAAGGCGAUAUGUAUAGCUUCGGAAUUUUGAUUUUAGAAAUGUUAACAGGAAGGAGACCCACAGAUGAAAUGUUUAAAGAUGGUCACAAUCUCCAUAAUUAUGUUAAAAGUUCACUUUCGAAUCACCUUUUGCGAAUUGUGGACCUGACUAUUCUUACCAAUGAAGAAAAUGCUACUGACAAUGAGAACCUUGGCCUUAUGCAUCCUAAUGUAGAAAAAUGUUUGCAUUCACUUUUCAAGAUUGCACUUGCUUGUUCAAUGGAAUCACCAAAAGAAAGAAUGGGUAUGAUUGAUGUCAGAAAGGAGCUUAAUCUAAUCAAAAGUUUCUUCCCUUCUGGAAUUUAAUAGAGGUUAUCCAAGAAAAAACAACAUGUAGAGGCCCCAUUAUACUAUUGCUACUAAUUAAU
Molecule: messenger RNA, 1995 nt
Organism: Gastrolobium bilobum
Lineage: Eukaryota; Viridiplantae; Streptophyta; Magnoliopsida; Fabales; Fabaceae
Product: putative receptor-like protein kinase At3g47110
Exons: 3
Biological process (GO): protein phosphorylation
Molecular function (GO): nucleic acid binding; protein binding; ATP binding
Source: RefSeq, a predicted model, not a curated record